Molecule: messenger RNA, 574 nt
Organism: Staurois parvus
Lineage: Eukaryota; Metazoa; Chordata; Amphibia; Anura; Ranidae
Source: the annotation of a GenBank genome assembly
GAAGUAACACUUUUAUAUACUAUAUUGUAAAAGUAUUGGGACACCCUUCCAACUCAUUGUAUUCAGAUGUUCCAAUCACCUCCAUGGGCACAGGUGUAUAAAAUCAAGCACCUAGGCAUGCAGACUGCUUCUGCAAACAUUCGUGAAAGAAUGGGUCGCUCUCAGGAGCUCAGUGAAUUCAAGCGUGGUACUGUGAUAGGUUGCCACUUGUGCAAUAAGUCCAUCCAUGAAAUUUCCUUCCUACUAAAUAUUCCACAGUCAGCUGUUAGUGGUAUUAUAACAAAGUAGAAUCAACUGCAAACACCAGACCAUGACACGAAGUGGUAGGCCACGUAAAAUGACAGAGCUGGAUCAGUGCAUGCUGAAACACACAGUGCGCAGAAGUUGCCAACUGUCUGUAGAGUCAAUAGCUAAAGACCUCCAAACAUUGUGUGGUCUUCAGAUUAGCACAACAACAGUGUAUAGAAAGCUUCAUGGAAUGAGUUUCCAUGGCCGAACAGCUGCAUCCAAGCCUUACAACACCAAGUGGAAUGCAAAGCGUCGGAUACAGUGGUGUAAAGCAUGCUGCCACUAG